CCGGGGCAGCCCGAGCCGCGCGCCGCGUCGCUGUAAUCGGACACCCGAGCGCUCGCCCCCCGCGCAGGCCACUUUCCAUUCACUCGGAACUGCUUGACUGAGCGACGGGGAGCGAGGCUUCUGGUGCCGCGCCACUGCAACGCUGAGGAUUCCUUUACAAAGAAACUCAGAGGACCGGGAAGAAAGAAUUUCACCGCUGGGACGCUCUAGAAAUUACGGUCUUUGGGGGAAAAGGACUAGAAACACGUGGAUCCAAACCUGUAGCAAACUGACGACUUCUCCGUGCUGAUCGCGUCCCACCUCGGUAUUUUCCCUUGGAUAUUAACUUGCAAAUCUGAAGAAAUGGCAUUCCAGGCAAUUUGGGUCUUGGUUGGAGUAUUUGUUUGUUCUACCUGGGUAAAAGGAUCAUCUCAGCCCCAAGCACGAGUUUACUUAACAUUUGAUGAGCUUCGAGAAACCAAGACCUCUGAAUACUUCAGGCUAUCUCACCACCCGUUAGACUACAGGAUAUUAUUAAUGGAUGAAGAUCAGGACCGGAUAUAUGUGGGCAGCAAAGAUCACAUUCUUUCCUUGAAUAUUAACAACAUAAGUCAAGAACCUUUGAGUGUUUUCUGGCCAGCAUCUGCAAUCAAAGUCGAAGAGUGCAAAAUGGCUGGCAAAGAUCCCACACAUGGCUGUGGGAACUUUGUCCGUGUAAUUCAGGCUUUCAACCGCACACAUUUGUAUGUUUGUGGGAGUGGUGCUUUCAGCCCAGUCUGUACUUAUUUGAACAGAGGGAGGAGAUCAGAGGACCAAGUUUUCAUGAUUGACUCCAAAUGUGAAUCUGGAAAAGGACGCUGCUCUUUCAACCCCAAUGUGAACACAGUAUCUGUUAUGAUCAAUGAGGAGCUUUUCUCUGGAAUGUAUAUAGAUUUCAUGGGGACAGAUGCAGCUAUUUUUCGAAGUUUGACCAAGAGGAAUGCAGUCAGAACUGAUCAACACAAUUCCAAAUGGCUAAGUGAACCUAUGUUUGUGGAUGCACACGUCAUCCCAGAUGGCACUGAUCCAAAUGAUGCUAAAGUGUACUUCUUCUUCAAAGAGAAACUGACCGACAAUAGCAGAAGCACAAAACAGAUUCAUUCCAUGAUUGCUAGAAUAUGUCCUAAUGACACUGGUGGACUGCGUAGCCUUGUCAACAAGUGGACUACCUUUUUAAAAGCCAGGCUGGUAUGCUCGGUAACUGAUGAAGAUGGCCCGGAAACACACUUUGAUGAAUUAGAGGAUGUGUUUCUGCUGGAAACUGAUAACCCAAGGACAACACUAGUGUAUGGCAUUUUUACAACAUCAAGCUCAGUUUUUAAAGGAUCAGCAGUGUGUGUGUAUCAUUUAUCUGAUAUACAGACUGUGUUUAAUGGGCCUUUUGCCCACAAAGAAGGGCCCAACCAUCAGCUGAUUUCCUACCAGGGCAGAAUUCCUUAUCCUCGCCCUGGAACUUGCCCGGGAGGAGCAUUUACACCCAAUAUGCGAACCACCAAGGAGUUCCCAGAUGACGUUGUCACUUUUAUUCGGAACCACCCUCUCAUGUACAAUUCCAUCUACCCAAUCCACAGAAGGCCUUUGAUUGUUCGUAUAGGCACUGACUAUAAGUACACAAAAAUAGCUGUGGAUCGAGUGAAUGCUGCUGAUGGUAGAUACCAUGUUCUGUUUCUAGGAACAGAUCGGGGUACUGUGCAGAAGGUGGUGGUUCUUCCUACUAACAGCUCUGCAAGCGGUGAGCUCAUUCUGGAGGAGUUGGAAGUCUUUAAGAAUCAUGCUCCUAUAACAACAAUGAAAAUUUCAUCCAAAAAGCAACAGUUGUAUGUGAGCUCCAACGAAGGACUUUCCCAAGUGUCUCUGCAUCGCUGCCACAUCUAUGGUACAGCCUGUGCUGACUGCUGCCUGGCAAGGGACCCCUACUGCGCCUGGGAUGGCCAUUCUUGCUCUAGGUUCUACCCAACUGGGAAGCGGAGGAGCCGAAGACAAGAUGUGAGACAUGGAAAUCCAUUGACUCAAUGCAGAGGAUUUAACCUAAAAGCAUAUAGAAAUGCAGCUGAAAUUGUUCAGUAUGGAGUAAAAAAUAACACCACUUUCCUGGAGUGUGCUCCCAAGUCUCCGCAGGCAUCUAUCAAGUGGCUGUUACAGAAAGACAAAGACAGGAGGAAAGAGGUCAAGCUGAAUGAACGAAUCAUAGCCACUUCACAAGGACUCCUGAUCCGCUCUGUUCAGGAUUCUGACCAAGGACUGUAUCACUGCAUUGCAACAGAAAACAGCUUCAAGCAGACCAUAGCCAAAAUCAACUUUAAAGUUUUAGAUUCUGAAAUGGUGGCUGUUGUUGCAGACAAGUGGUCUCCAUGGACCUGGGCCAGCUCUGUAAGGGCUUUACCCUUCCACCCGAAGGACAUCAUGGGAGCCUUCAGCCACUCGGAAAUGCAGAUGAUCAAUCAGUACUGCAAAGACACUCGGCAGCAACAUCAACAGGGAGAAGAAUCCCAGAAGAUGAGAGGGGACUAUGGCAAGUUAAAGGCUCUCAUCAAUAGCCGGAAAAGUAGAAAUAGGAGGAAUCAGCUGCCAGAGUCAUAAUGUUUUCUUAAAUGGGGCUUAUGCUUCCAACAGUAAAUGAUCUGUCUUCAAUGAUCAAAAAGGUGGUUACUCACUCCUAAAGGUGAAUGUUACAUGAACUGAAAUGAGCAUGCAUUUUCUUGUAUGAUGUUGACUAGUACUAGACAUGUCAUGGUCCUCAUGGUGCAUAGAAAUAUUUAACUUAACCUAGAUUUUAUUUAUAUCUUCAUUUACCUUUUCAUCAAAAUCAAUAUGAUGGCUCUAAAACUAGAAUUCUUACAUCUGUUAAUUGAACGAGGGCCAUAACCUGUGAUCUUCCAUCCUUGCUUUAAGGGCUUAGAGUUCUAAUUGUCAAUCAUUUGUAAACAAAAGCAAAUGCCAAGUUCACAAUUUUGACAUAGUAAAAUUUAUAUAAAUGCAUAUGACAAAGUAGUUGUCAAAAGAAAUGUAGAAUAGAAGAGAGACAAGGAAGAGGGAAUCUAAAAGUCGUAUAAAACACAAGCGAUUCAUGAAAAGAUAACAUGGAGUUUAUAUGCUUCCCGUGAAAUAUAGUAUUGGUUACCUUUAAGAUUGCAAAACUUAUCAGUUGUUGAUUGUCAUUGAUCUCUGUUCCCUUGUUUCAGGAAGAUAAAAGGACCCCUCACCAUUAAUAUCUUCAAUUGGAGUUAUGUCAGUGAAGCAUUUAAAUUUAUAUUGUUAUAUAAUCACCUUCCAAACAAAAGCACUUUCUUUUUUGGAAGUUAAGUUAUUCUAGACUGAGAUAAUAUAAUCUUACACACUUUAAUUGAUUAAUGUGUUUAUUCUAAUUUUCUAGUUUGUAUGGCAAGUGAAAAAAUGUAAGAAGAAAAAUUUUUCGAAAUAUCAAACUUGUAUAUGAGGGCUAAAACCAUCAAAAUGAAAAAAAAAAGUAGAAAAUGCAGGUUUAUUGACAGAAGUUUAUGAAGAAUGUUGCUAAUUUUUAACUUCAGUAAUUAAUUUCAAUGAUUAACUCACUUUGUUUGUUUCCCAACCUCAGAGAGCGUUGAUUUUUAAGUCACCAACCCUUUUUUUAUACUCUUUUGUGUUUGCUAGUGAGAUGCUUAUUUUGUGGAGAAGUGAGAAAAAUUCUAAUUUGAACAAAAAUAGACAUAUUUUAUUUUAAAAGAAUGUUGGUAUAUUAUGUUCACUGGUAUAUAAAUACAAAUGUGGUAAGUUCGUGAUGAAUAAACUUUUAAUUGUAUGUUUGGAUCCUUUUAUUAGAGUAAUUUAAUAUCGCUUUUUUUUUUUACUCCAAAUAACAAUUAGAUAGAAGUAUAAACAUUUUCUUCAUAUCCUCAUAUUUCUUUUAAAAAUACUUUUGCUCUGUCAUUUUACUUACUUUUAAAGACACUUUCAUGUUUCCAGGUGCAAACAGAAAUUAUAUCAUAUCCCUAAGCAAAAUCUAAUACAGAAGUUUUAUUUAUAGUUAAUCCAUGAAGAAGGUAAUCAAGGCAGAUAUAUUAUCUUUUUAAGCACUACAAUAUAAAGUGUCAAGAACUAAAAUCAUUCUCAAAAUGAAUGUAAUCACUGAUCAGAAUCUGAGAAUAUGAUUUAUUAUUUAAAUGGUGGUAAAUUAUAUUAUAAGAGGAGGCCUCAAUGGGGCAAAAAUAGCAGUUAACAAACACAACAUAAAUAAUGUUUAUUCAAAAAAAAGCUAUUAAAUAAAAGCUAUUGUUCCCAAUGUAUAUGACUCUAAAGUAGUCUCUAAAGCAGUUUGUUAUACAAAUAGGUCUCUAUUUCUACUCUACAUGCACAAAUAGAAAUGUGUAUAAAGCCAAAACCAUCUUCUGUGUUUAUGGCCAAUCUGUUCUAUGUACAGAGUUGAAAGUAAAAUUGUUUUAGACUCAGAGAAUAGGGUAAACUAUACAGGUCCCCUAGCUUCAUGUAAACCCAAACUGAUAGACAAUAGGGUGUUUAGUUUUGUACUUUAUUUGUGCUAUUUAAUACCUUCCACUUUGAACAUUAUUAAAUUGUAUAUACUUUUAUUACUUUACUUUUAAAAUUAUAGAGACCCUUCUUGAACAAAAUUGCCAAAUGUAAAGAAAAUUUUCUUCCUCAAAAAUAUUGUUAACGUGUACUCAAUGUUGGUGGUUGAUUGGUUGGUUUUAUUUUGUGUAGUUUGACAAUUCGAUGACUUGGUAUGUUUUCCAUUUGUAUUGUACAUAAAAUUUCCUAAAUGCACUUUUUUUCAAAGUGUGGGUUUGUGAAUAGAUUUUAGCAUGAUGAAACUGUCAUUACAGUGAAUGUUCACUCUGUUUAAGAAAAUGUAGUUAGCACAGUAGUAUUUAAUUGGAUAUUGAAGAAAUCAUGUGCCUGGCAAAAUAAAACAUGUUGAAUUCCCCAAGGA
Molecule: messenger RNA, 4942 nt
Organism: Hippopotamus amphibius kiboko
Lineage: Eukaryota; Metazoa; Chordata; Mammalia; Artiodactyla; Hippopotamidae
Gene: SEMA3C
Product: semaphorin 3C
Exons: 18
Coding region: 343-2598 (751 amino acids)
Biological process (GO): positive regulation of cell migration; axon guidance; neural crest cell migration
Molecular function (GO): semaphorin receptor binding; chemorepellent activity
Source: RefSeq, a predicted model, not a curated record